AUGUUGAGUUUACAGAAGGUUGGCAACAAACUCGGAAGAAUUGUCCGGAUUGAUCAUACCACUAGCUUGGUAUCGAGAGGGAAAUUCACUAGGGUGUGCGUAGAGAGUGAUAUCACUAAGCCUUUGAUCUCGCGAUUCACUUUGGAAGACAAGGUGUGGCAUGUGGCGUAUGAGGGGAUUCAUGUGGUGUGUUUCUCUUGUGGGAUGUACGGCCAUAAGCAGGAUCUAUGUCCAACGGCGAGCAAGGCGGAUGAACGGGAAGGGCAAGAGUUGAGGAGGCGACCACGGACCAGCAACAGGCAGCCGGCUCAAACGAAUAGGCAGGGUAAGCUGCCGGACACUGAAGGGCAGAAACAACAGCACAGAAGUGGAAAACUAGGUAUGGCUGUGCCAGGAUCGCAGUUUGCCCCGCUAGAGGAGGAUGAAUCGGCGGUACCACCAGGAGCGGAAGGGAAGGCAGUUGGCGAUGAGGAACAGAACGAGGAGGUCGGAACAGGGCGGGAUAGUGUGUCUACCCCUAUCACGGGUGUGGGAGGACGACCAAAAAGGGCCAAUGUCAUCGCAAAUGAGAAACAAAUUGUGAAUGAACCUCGAGGAAGUCAAGCCGAGCCAACUACGGGUGCGACAAGCGAGCCAAAAAAGAGAAAUUCGGGAGUGAAUUCACGUCGCGCUGCGAAGGAAGAUGGGCACGUGGUUAUUCGUGGCUCUCAGGGUGGGAAAGUGAUCCGGUCUACCACUGUGGCGGAGGAAGCUUCACAAACCGAACAUCAUGGGGAUCCCCCCGGAAGCAUUUGA
This is a messenger RNA of Ipomoea triloba (trilobed morning glory), 795 nucleotides long. RefSeq lists its product as uncharacterized. Lineage: Eukaryota; Viridiplantae; Streptophyta; Magnoliopsida; Solanales; Convolvulaceae. The transcript is spliced from 2 exons. The record is from RefSeq and is a predicted model, not a curated record. Gene Ontology annotation, molecular function: zinc ion binding; nucleic acid binding. Bases 1 to 795 code for a protein of 264 amino acids.